Messenger RNA from Lactuca sativa (garden lettuce), 1437 nucleotides. RefSeq names its product beta-ureidopropionase (gene BETA-UP). The record is from RefSeq and is a predicted model, not a curated record. Gene Ontology annotation, molecular function: beta-ureidopropionase activity. NCBI's taxonomy places the organism in Eukaryota, Viridiplantae, Streptophyta, Magnoliopsida, Asterales, Asteraceae.
GCCAGACGUAAUCGUCCACCAGAGUUUCAAGACGAAUCUGCAAGAAAAAAAAAUGGAGAGGAAGGAAGAAGUUGGAAAAGAGAAUGGAAAUUCGGAAGAAGAAUUAAGAACACUGUCAGACGGUUCGAUUUGUGGAUUCGAAUCUCUUCAUCGCCUCCUCGAAUCGUCCCUCUCUCCCCCAGUUUUCAAGGAAGUCAGUCGCUUGCUUAUUGGAAUGAAUUGUGGAAAACCACUUGAGCCCUUGCCAAUAAUAGAAAUCGCCAAAGGAUUGUCCUCACAACAUGAUUUCGAUAUUCAGGCAUUCAGGUUCAAUGCUGACAAGGAAUUACUGAGAGAACCUCGUAUAGUGCGAGUUGGACUCAUUCAAAACUCAAUCUCUCUUCCAACAACUGCACCCUUUCUUGAUCAAAAGAAAGCCAUAUUUCAAAAACUGAAGCCCAUUAUCGAUGCAGCAGGUGCUUCAGGGGUCAACAUAUUAUGUCUACAAGAAGCAUGGACAAUGCCUUUUGCAUUUUGCACCCGUGAGAAAAGAUGGUGUGAAUUUGCUGAGCCUGUAGAUGGAGAAUCAACACAAUUUCUUCAAGGUUUUGCAAGGAAAUAUAACAUGGUCAUAGUAAGCCCAAUACUCGAGAGAGAUUUGAAACAUGGAGAGACUAUGUGGAAUACUGCAGUUAUAAUCGGGAACAAUGGUAACAUCAUAGGCAAGCACAGGAAGAAUCAUAUACCUCGGGUUGGGGAUUUCAAUGAGAGUACAUAUUAUAUGGAGGGAAAUACAGGUCACCCUGUGUUUGAAACAGCAUUCGGGAAGAUCGGUGUGAAUAUAUGCUAUGGAAGGCAUCAUCCUUUAAACUGGUUAGCCUUCGGGUUAAAUGGUGCAGAAAUUGUCUUCAAUCCUUCUGCUACAGUCGGUGAACUCAGUGAGCCAAUGUGGCCCAUCGAGGCAAGAAAUGCUGCGAUAGCAAAUAGUUACUUUGUGGGGUCCAUCAAUCGGGUGGGGACGGAGGUGUUCCCGAACCCGUUUACAUCGGGUGAUGGGAAGCCGGCGCAUGCAGAUUUUGGUCAUUUCUAUGGAUCGAGUCACGUUUCAGGACCAGAUGCAUCGUGUACGCCAUCACUUUCGAGGAAUAAAGACGGGUUGUUGAUAUCGGAUAUGGAUCUUAACCUCUGCAGACAACUAAAGGACAAAUGGGGGUUCCGUAUGACGGCUAGGUACGAGGUAUAUGCCGACAUGCUUUCGAGAUAUGUGAAGCCCGACUUUGAGCCACAAGUCAUUUCCGAUCCCUUGUUGCAUAAGAAUCAUGUGUAAAAAAUCAAAAAUAUUUAACUUUUUCUCAUGUAUGAUGCUGAUGUAUGAUUGUGAAAAAAAAAAAUCAUUUGUCUAUUAUGGAUGUUAAAUUAUUAUGCAAAAAAAAAAAAAAAAAAAGUAAAUUUGGUUUA